AUGGUUAUCGCGCAGACGGCCCUUUUCAAUUUUCAAUCGCUUCUUCUGGUGAUUCUCUUAAUCAUCUGCACCAGCACUUACGCGCACUCGCACUUUCCUGGGAUUAUGGACCGGAACCGGAGCGGGGUCUUCGGGAUUUUCUGGAAAUGUGCCCGGAUAGGAGAACGACUCAGUCCAUAUGUAAGCAUAUGCUGUAUCGUGAUGGCUGUACGUACCCUCUGA
Messenger RNA from Penicillium chermesinum, 222 nucleotides. Its product is annotated as protein kish. The record is from RefSeq and is a predicted model, not a curated record. The coding region runs from base 1 to 222 and encodes 73 amino acids. The transcript is spliced from 2 exons. NCBI's taxonomy places the organism in Eukaryota, Fungi, Ascomycota, Eurotiomycetes, Eurotiales, Aspergillaceae. Gene Ontology annotation, biological process: intracellular transport; protein secretion.